CAGUUAGAAAUACCAAGGGUUCACACAAAACGCAGUUGGGAUUUGAUGCUCGUCUUCUCUUGUAAACUGAUAUAAAUAUUCCAGCAUUUAUUGCUGAACUGUUGAAUGUGUGAUUGUUGUGGGAGGAGCUUCACUGAACAUGAUCAGCGGGACAGUGAUGAGGAGGAGGCCGCACAGAACGCGCUCCAGAGCCGAGAACACAAGCCGCUGAUGGGCGAGAGUUCAGCGGUGAUUCUGCUGCUCGGGUUCGGGUUUCUGCUGUGGAUUCUGGUUCUGAUCUCAGUCCAGCAGCUCAUCAGCAGCAGCCCGGGACACUUCAGCUCCGUCCUCGCCAGGAAGCAUCUGGAGCGGAUCACCAGCAUCUGGAGCCCAGAGAACGAGAUCACCACAGUCAGCUACCUGCUGGAUCAGAUCGAGCAGAUCCGGUCUGAGAGUGAAACCGGACCUCACUCCAUCACGGUGGACAUCCAGCGGCCCAGCGGCUGCUUCAGCAUCAGCUGCUACGACUGUGUGACCAACAUCGCCGUCAAACUCCAGCCAAAGACCAGCGCACAGCACAGAAAUGCUCGCGAACUGCCACUUUGA
Molecule: messenger RNA, 585 nt
Organism: Sinocyclocheilus grahami
Lineage: Eukaryota; Metazoa; Chordata; Actinopteri; Cypriniformes; Cyprinidae
Product: endoplasmic reticulum metallopeptidase 1-like
Exons: 2
Coding region: 106-585 (159 amino acids)
Source: RefSeq, a predicted model, not a curated record